GGAAAAGAGUAAUUUAGUCUUCAAGUCAAGCUAAUUUUUUCCCAUUUGUAAAGAAAGCUUAAUUUCAAUUUAUGUUCUUUAAAAUAUUUUUCUACUGGAAUGGAACUUCUCUCUGUAAAAGUGAAAAAAGGAAGGCUGGAUAAAGCAGCUGAUGCAUUCAAAACCUAUGUUGUUUUAAAAGUCCAAAAUUUAAAAAGCACUACAAUAGACAGAAGGGGAAGUGAACCUAGCUGGGAACAGGACUUCAUGUUUGAAAUCUGUGCUGAUGGAAAGGGCUUCAUUAUAGAGCUGUGGAAGAAAGGCUUGCUCUGGGAUAGCAUUUUAGGAGUUUUAUGGAUUCCCCUCGCAACUGUGGAAUAUGCAACAGAUGAAGGUCCAGGUUCCUGGUGGACAUUGCAUUCUGAAGUAAUAAAAAAUGGGAGUGAGAUUCAAGGCACAAAAACACCAACUUCACAUGAGAUCUUACUGGAUGUCUACUUUGCAUUACCAUUUGAUACUCACAAAGAUUUAGAUAGCAGAUGUUGGCACAGAGGGACACUCCUCCAAGGUACAAGACAUUCACAUCAAGAUGCAUAUGAUAGUCUGUCAUCCAUCAAAAGUGGUCUCAGCAUACAAGAAAGCAAACUAAGGAGAAAUAAAGAUCAAGCUGAUGGAAGUAAUUUUGCAAAAGCAAGAUGGGCCAGGGCUAUUCAGAAGAAAAAUCUUGUGAGUUCUACUGAUGAUACCACUGCCUAA
This is a messenger RNA of Harpia harpyja (harpy eagle), 735 nucleotides long. Its product is annotated as protein unc-13 homolog A-like. Gene Ontology annotation, molecular function: diacylglycerol binding; syntaxin-1 binding; calmodulin binding. The record is from RefSeq and is a predicted model, not a curated record. Lineage: Eukaryota; Metazoa; Chordata; Aves; Accipitriformes; Accipitridae. The coding region runs from base 100 to 735 and encodes 211 amino acids. Gene Ontology annotation, cellular component: synaptic vesicle membrane; plasma membrane; presynaptic membrane. Gene Ontology annotation, biological process: synaptic transmission, glutamatergic; synaptic vesicle maturation; synaptic vesicle priming. The transcript is spliced from 8 exons.